Messenger RNA from Eupeodes corollae, 786 nucleotides. RefSeq lists its product as uncharacterized. The coding region runs from base 1 to 786 and encodes 261 amino acids. The transcript has a single exon. NCBI's taxonomy places the organism in Eukaryota, Metazoa, Arthropoda, Insecta, Diptera, Syrphidae. The record is from RefSeq and is a predicted model, not a curated record.
AUGGAUUUCGUUGUCGACAACAGUUGGAUUGUUCCAUAUUCGCCACUUAUUUCUAAAACGUUCAAGACACAUUGCAACGUUGAAUACUGCAAUUCAGUUAAGUCCAUAAAAUAUAUUUGCAAAUAUGUCACGAAAGGCAGUGAUAUGGCAGUUUUUGGAUUGCAAUCCUCAAAUACCAACGAUGAAAUUUCACGCUAUCAAGUUGGUCGUUAUGUGAACUGUAAUGAAGCGAUUUGGCGUAUAUUCGCAUUUCCAAUUCACGAACGUCAUCCUACUGUUAUACAUUUGUCGGUGCAUCUGGAGAAUGGUCAACGAAUAUAUUUCACGGCUUCGAAUACUACGCAAUGUGCUGAAACACCUCCAGCAACUACAUUGACCAGUUUUUUUGCAAUCUGCCAAAGCGAUCAGUUUGCACGAACUUUGCUUUACUCGGAGAUGCCACGUUAUUAUACUUGGAAUGCUUCAUCCAAGAAUUUUCAAAGACGGAAGCAAGGUGAUGCGGUUCCUGGGUACCCAGAUGUGCGUUCUACUGAUGCUCUUGGUCAGUUGCGGUUGUUGCUGGUAAAUGUGUGUGGACCAACUUCAUUUGAGACACUACGAACUGUUAAUGGUGUAAUAUUCCCAACAUAUCGUGCUGCAUGUGAAGAAUUGAACUUAUUAGAAAACGAUACCCAUUGGGAUACGACAAUCGCUGAAGCCACUAUCUCUGCAUCUCCAAGUCAGAUACGCACAUUAUUCGCUAUCAUAAUUACGACAUGUUUUCCAUCAAACCCAUGUAACCUGUGA